This is a messenger RNA of Malania oleifera, 1892 nucleotides long. Its product is annotated as outer envelope protein 39, chloroplastic. The record is from RefSeq and is a predicted model, not a curated record. Gene Ontology annotation, cellular component: outer membrane. The coding region runs from base 236 to 1222 and encodes 328 amino acids. Gene Ontology annotation, biological process: embryo development ending in seed dormancy; chloroplast organization. NCBI's taxonomy places the organism in Eukaryota, Viridiplantae, Streptophyta, Magnoliopsida, Santalales, Ximeniaceae. The transcript has 11 exons.
AAGUGCAGGACUCCUUGCGACUAACCAAAAUCAAAAUGCACAAGCUCGGAGUUCGGGGCUUCUUUCCCACUGCGAGAAGCUAUCAAGCCGCUCGUAAGAAAAGCAUCCCCACUUCUUCCAAACCUCUCUCUCUCUCUCUCUCUCUCUCUCUCUCUCUUCUAUAUGUCCUUGUUGUAAUCACUCAUGCAAUCUUUGUAUGGGUCUUGAUCCCAUUGAUGGUUGAGCGGGUAAUGGGAUGGGAGCUCAGAAGAGCAUCCAUGCCGGCAAAGCCAAGAUUGACGUUAAUGUUGAUUUCACUCACAAGCUUUGUGCUGCUUUGAUGCUUCCUCCCUCAAGGAGUUCUGGCGAUCCUUUUUCUUUCGUUGUUGGGAGUCUUUGUAUCAAACACCCCAGUUUAUUUGGAAGAAGUGAGAAGCUCGAUGUUUCAUGGGAGAAGGGACUCUGUGACUCCAAUGUAUUGAUAGCUUAUCGGAGGCCGAGGCCUGAGUGGCUUGCUCAACAAUCUUUAGUCUUUCAGCAUUCCAUUUCACCUGAGAUUGGGGUCCAUGGUUUGCCCAUCGACAAUUUCUCACGUACAGGGAGUGGAGGUGUAAAUCUAUCUAAAUUUUCAGUGGGAUUGGAUCUGGAUGAGCGUGCAAGUUCCAACUGGAGUAGUACAACCAGUGUAAAAUUUGAGCACAUUCGUCCAAUUAGUGACAAUGGUCAUUCCAUUAGCAGAGAUCUUGAUGGCUUCCCUGUGACUUGCAGUGGCAGUCCACAUGACAGUAUGGUAAUUUUGAAGCAAGAAUCUCGAUUUGCACAAGCAAAUGAUUGCAGUCUUACUCGAUUUAGUUUACAAAUAGAACAAGGCAUUCCUGUUCUAUCAAAGUGGCUGAUAUUCAACAGGUUCAAGUUUGUUGCAUCAAAGGGUUUUAAGCUAGGGCCAGCUUUCCUCUUGACUAGUUUGACAGGUGGUUCUGUUGUAGGGGAUAUGGCUCCUUAUCAAGCAUUUGCAAUUGGUGGUCUUGGUAGUGUGCGGGGUUAUGGUGAUGGGGCAGUUGGAUCCGGGACAUCAUGUCUGAUCGCUAACAGUGAACUAACACUCCCUUUGAACAAGAUGUUGGAUGGUGCUGUUUUCUUGGAUUGUGGAACUGACUUGGGCUCUGGUCGUCAUGUCCCUGGCUCGAGCUGCAUUGAUAAUGUCAAAUCCAUUGCCUCAUGUCCCCGAUUGACCCAUUUUUAGGGGUCUAAUUAUAACUACUGCUUUGACAGUCCUAAUUUUGUUGUUGGCUUGUUAAUGAAUUAGCUUUUUGUAUUUACAUAACUUAUUUAAAAGUUAUUAUUAUUAUUAUUAUUAUUAUUAUUAUUAUUAUUAUUUCCAAUUCCAGGAAAUCCAGCUUUAAGGCAAGGCAAACCAGGAUCUGGACUUGGUCUUGGAUACGGUUUUCGGGUUAAAUCUCAAUUUGGUCACUGUCAGAUUGAUUUUGCUAUCAAUGCAUUUCAACAAAAAACUGUUUACUUCGGCAUUAGCAACAUUGCAUCAUGAAUGCCGCAACCCAAAAGGUUUGCUGACUACACGCUUUCAUCUAAAUUUUGACGAUAGACACUUGCGGAGAAGGAUGGAGUUGCUUUGGGAUGGUGUAUAGAUUGCACAAUCUGUUCUGAUUUUUAUUCGGAGAUAAAAUGGGAAAUGGACAAGUGAAAAAAUCUACUGCUACAUUUCAUGGAAAAUUAGGUUUUAGGUGCCGAUAAAAGCGUAGUUUCCAGCUGUGUAAAAUGACUGGAGAAAUCAAUGUUUUGCUUCUUUUGAUUGGAAGUAGAUUUAAACAUUACUUUCUUGUUAUUGUGCAAAAUUUGAAAUCUAACCAUGUCAGAUGUUUUGGUAAUGGAAAUUGUUACAAAUACAUUGGUAA